Messenger RNA from Strongyloides ratti, 921 nucleotides. RefSeq names its product Probable cytosolic iron-sulfur protein assembly protein CIAO1. The transcript is spliced from 5 exons. Gene Ontology annotation, molecular function: protein binding. The record is from RefSeq and is a predicted model, not a curated record. The coding region runs from base 1 to 921 and encodes 306 amino acids. NCBI's taxonomy places the organism in Eukaryota, Metazoa, Nematoda, Chromadorea, Rhabditida, Strongyloididae. Gene Ontology annotation, cellular component: cytosolic [4Fe-4S] assembly targeting complex. Gene Ontology annotation, biological process: iron-sulfur cluster assembly.
AUGAAAUCAAAGAUUAUUUCUAUAGCUUAUCACAAUCAAGAUGCAGCAUUUUGUCGAGUAUGGUGUGUAAAAUGGUAUCCAAAUGGAAGUUUACUAGUAACAUGUGGUGCUGAUAAAACAAUAAAAAUUUGGAAUUUUGAAGACAACAAAUUAAAAUUAACAGAUAAAAUUGUUGGAGACCAAUUACGUACAAUAAGAUGUUUAUCUUUUUCACCAUGUGGAAGAUUUUUGGCAUCUGCUAGUUUUGAUGCUACUGUUAUGAUAUAUGAAAAAGAAUAUAAUACUUUUUCUGAACUUCAUAAAUUAGAAGGUCAUGAAUCUGAGAUAAAAUGUUGUCAAUAUUCAUCUUCAGGAAAAUUUAUUGCUACAUGUUCGAGAGAUAAAAGUCUUUGGAUAUGGAAAGUUGAUGAAGAUGAUGAUUUAGAAGUACUAUCAAUACUUCAAUCACAUUCUGGUGAUAUUAAAUGUGUAGUAUGGGAUCCAACAGAUGAUAUUUUAAUAUCUUCAUCAUACGAUAAUUCAAUAAAUCUUUAUACAUUUGAUGGAGAAGAAUUUGUCACAUCACAAAGAAUUCCAAAUGCUCACUCAUCAACAGUGUGGAGUGUUGAUUUUGAUUCUGAUGGCAGGUAUCUUAUAUCAUCUGGUGCAGAUGAGGAAAUUAUUGAGUAUGAAAUACCUAACUGUAAAUGGCCUUUAUAUUCUGUUGCAUGGAAUAAGGUAACUAAUUUAAUUGCCAUUGGUGGUGGUGAUAGAAAAUUAAGGAUACUUUCUUUUGAUAAACAAAAUGAAAUUUUAAAGAUGGAAGAUGAAAUAAAACUUGAGGAUGAAGUUAACAAUGUAUCUUGGUCAACUAAUUUACCAAAUAAUUUAGCCUGUGUUUUGGAUAACGGGCAAAUUCUUGUUAUUGAAGUUGAUUUAUAA